CGCUAGAUUCGGCUUAACGCUAGUUGAUAUCCGGCCGCCUGUUAGUGCAGUAUUUUAGUAAGUAAAACGAUUCCUUACCAUUCUGGUUACCGUCUGCUUUUUAAGUAAUUUAUAUAUAUAUACUCGUAUAUUAAAAUGAGCGACAACGAGAGAGACUUCAGGAAGCUGGACUCACGGCCUGGUUCAAGGAGUGCAUCCCCUCGGGGUUCUGCAAAGUCUGCCAAUCGAUCUCCAUCACGCUCCAAAGAUGGAUCUCGCCAUUCCAGGUCCAGAUCUCAGUCUAGAUCAGAAUCCAGGUCCCGUUCUCAUCGAAGCUCACGCAGACAUUACUCCCGCUCCCGUUCCCACUCCCACCGGCGUCGUUCCAGGAGCCGGUCCCGCAGCUGUGAAUAUCGUAGGCGCCGAAGCCACAGCCGCUCUCCUAUGUCCAACCGUCGCAGACACGUUGGAAACAGGGCAAACCCAGACCCCAACACUUGCCUUGGUGUGUUUGGACUGAGCCUUUACACCACUGAGAGGGAUCUGAGGGAUGUCUUCUCUAAAUAUGGCCCUCUGACUGACGUCAACAUCGUGUAUGACCAACAGUCCCGUCGCUCCAGAGGCUUUGCCUUCAUCUACUUUGAAAACACAGAGGAUUCAAAGGAAGCCAAAGACCGAGCCAAUGGAAUGGAACUUGAUGGGCGCAGGAUUCGAGUGGAUUUCUCCAUCACAAAACGAGCCCAUACCCCCACUCCAGGGAUUUACAUGGGGCGGCCCACGUAUGGUGACAGUGGUGGCGGCGGUGGUGGUGGAGGUGGAGGUUCAUCACGUCGUGUUUCCAGGGACUAUGACAGGGGCUACGACAGAGGCUAUGAUAGGGACUAUAAUCGAUAUGACGACCGCGACUAUUACCGAUCAUACAGACGCAGAUCUCCAUCUCCAUACUACAGCAGAGGGUACCGCUCCAGAUCCCGGUCACGGUCCUAUUCACCACGUCACUACUGAGCCUGAGAGAUGACUGUUAAUGGUGGAUUCAUUGUUACUAUUUGGAAUAGUUUCAUGUUCUGAGCAGGUUAUGUACAUUGAUAGCAUUUUGUUGUUUGUAUUUUUUUGAAAAAUUAUGAAAAGCUGCAUUCUGUUUGGGCAGCACUUUGUUUUGACAUGUAAACCUGUUUUACAAAAUGACAUCCACAUGCAUACCUGUGUUAAAGCCAUAAAAUUAUGACAAGGACACGACAGUUUAAAAGAGGAAUUGGCAUUUUUGUUGCAGAGAUUUAAGUCUGGUCAGAUGCUUUAAAUUGGCAGGGUCACCUUAAAAGGAGGCUAAUAAUUGAAAUGAAUCUUGAUAAAUACUAAAACAUUUCUAAACUCAGAAUCAAAAAUGUUAAUGUUUUUUGAGACACAAAACAAGUCUAAACCAACCUUAGGUUGGCUUCUCUAUAAGAAACAUGUUCAGUAGCUUUUACCAUUUCUUUCUGGUUUUUGAAAUUCUCAAAAUGUCCCUUUACUUUUUGUAAAACCGUCAUGACUCUUUUAGUUGAGUCAGCUCUGGGUUCUGCUGCAUAGUCCAGGUUUAGGUUUUUUUGGUGUGUGUAUAUAUCCAAUAAAGUUCUUGUUGGUCAUAUGUUUGGAA
Messenger RNA from Sphaeramia orbicularis (orbiculate cardinalfish), 1612 nucleotides. RefSeq names its product transformer-2 protein homolog beta-like. Gene Ontology annotation, molecular function: RNA binding. The coding region runs from base 136 to 984 and encodes 282 amino acids. Lineage: Eukaryota; Metazoa; Chordata; Actinopteri; Kurtiformes; Apogonidae. The transcript has 8 exons. The record is from RefSeq and is a predicted model, not a curated record.